GGUCGAUAAACCUGCGGUGCCCAGUCAAAAGAGUGCAUCCUAUCAAACACGGUGAGACCUCCUGAUUCAUCCAAUCAGAUGAUUACAAUCACAGCUUUUACACCAAUCCGAGAUCUCCAUUUGAUGGGUAUGGGUCUGCUUGGUACAAUUUUGCCUCAUCACCUGAAAACGCCACUCUGGAAGACAAGCACAAGGAAGCAUGCACGCCACGACGCUGACGCGCUGCUCGCGUGUGGCCCAGAACACCCGCUGUCUGAGCACUGCCGCCGCCUCUGUGCAGGUGACGCACUCGGAGCGCGGAUCGCGUCUUGCGGCGCUGCGUGAGCGUCUCGCGGAGGAGUCGCGUCAGGGUCCGACGUUCGAGGAGCAGGCGUUGUCACUUGAGGACUUUGCGUUUGAAGCGGACGCUGCUCCUGGUACCAAACCUUCGCGUAAGCCAAACGCAUCCAACCGCAAGCCCAAAUGGCUGAAGGCGCAGCCCACACAGGGCGCCAACUACGAGCGACUACGCAAGACAGUUAAGAGUCUGGGUCUUAGCACAGUGUGCGAGGAGGCCAAGUGUCCUAACAUCGGCGAAUGCUGGGGCGGCGGUAAGGACGGCAUCGCCACAGCCACGAUCAUGCUCAUGGGAGACACGUGCACGCGUGGCUGCAGCUUCUGCGCCGUCAAGACCAGCAAGAAACCCAAGCCGCUGGACCCUGAAGAGCCCAACAAGGUGGCAGAAGCGAUCGCUGCGUGGGGACUCGACUACAUCGUGUUCACCAGUGUCGACCGUGACGAUUACGAAGAUCUGGGCGCUGGACACUUCGCUAAGACCGUGAGCACGCUGCGUGCCAAGCUCCCGGAGAUCCUGAUCGAGUGUCUAACCCCCGACUUCCAGGGCCACGACAACCUGAUCGAUCAGGUGGCGACAUCGGGUCUUGAUGUCUUCGCACACAACAUGGAGACGGUCGAGCGAUUGCAGCGUCGUGUGCGUGACUACCGUGCCAACUACAAGCAGUCGCUGCACGUGCUGGAGCGAGCGAAGGUGGCUGCUCCUCAUCUCGUGACCAAGACGUCACUGAUGCUUGGAGUGGGCGAGCGCAACGAGGACGUGUUCCAGACGCUGCGUGAUCUGCGUAACAGUGGCGUGGACGUCGUGACUUUCGGCCAAUACCUGCGUCCCAGCACCAAGCACAUGCCGGUCAAGUCGUACGUGACUCCCGAGGCCUUCGCCGAAUGGCAGAAGGUGGCUGAGCAGAUGGGCUUCUUGUACGUUGCUAGUGGCCCCAUGGUGCGCUCCAGUUACAAGGCUGGCGAGUUCUUCAUGAAGAAUCUACUCAAGAACCGCAAGGCGGAGGUUGUCGCGUAGAUUUAUGCCAAUUGGAAGGCGGGAUAGUAGAGCGACGAAGCCACCUAAACAGACAUUACUUCUCACUUGGAUGUUGAUUGUAUUCCUAUCUAGCAGUUCAGGACAGAGCCUGCACGAGCGACGCUGUAAGGAGUGACCGCGUGACACCCGUACAUGCGUCUGUGCAGAGAUCCACUGCCUCUUGUAGCUGCGUGUGGUGGAUCUUGCCGGCCUGGAGCAUGUACGUGACUCGUCCCAUCGACGGCAUGUAGGCCAGUGCCAGUUUGCCGUCUCCACGUUGUUCCUCCUCUCUGCUCGGGUCCAACACCACCGAACCGUUCACAAUACCCUGCAAAUAUCACCGACCAUAAAAAUCAAUAGUUGGAAACAAUUCAAGCAUGUAAUGGUGCAACUCACCGCGCUGGACGCCGUGACCACGUCGUACAUCUCCACGGCGGCAUCAGCCAGCGCCAAGGAUGCGCAGUUAAUAGCAGCAGCAAAUACUCCUCCAUCGUCCUCCAAAAUCGUCACGAACACUGAUAUGAUGCAUUUGGGCAGCUUGUGCAGCAUCACAGCGGGGGCCAAUGCCUCUUCCACAAUGGCAGACAGCUCCAGCUCGUCCGGGUCCUGGCCGCGCUCACGCCGCGUCAACUUAUCAGCAAACGGCGCGUAUUUGACGUCGCACACUAGUUGACCGUCCUUGCUGAAUUCGCGGCGCGCACGCGUGUCUGUCCGCGGGCCGUAGACAGCGCAAACCACACGGGUACGGCCAAGCUCGACGUACGCCGAUCCGGCAGCGCCGCUCACAGCGCCCAGCUGCAUAAAAGGUCGACGCAUCUCGUCGGAGCUGGCACGGGACUUAUCUAGCCGCUCCAUCGGUGCAUCUUCAUCCUUCGGGACAGGCAGCUGAGGCUGCACCGGCAGCGGGUAGUAGCAGUUCUGCAUCUCUUCAGCUCUUGUAAUGGAGUGUCGACCAGCAGCUACUCUACACAUAGUAUACACCAA
Molecule: messenger RNA, 2335 nt
Organism: Phytophthora nicotianae INRA-310
Lineage: Eukaryota; Oomycota; Peronosporomycetes; Peronosporales; Peronosporaceae
Product: lipoyl synthase, mitochondrial
Exons: 1
Coding region: 200-1351 (383 amino acids)
Biological process (GO): lipoate biosynthetic process
Cellular component (GO): mitochondrion
Molecular function (GO): 4 iron, 4 sulfur cluster binding; lipoate synthase activity
Source: RefSeq, a predicted model, not a curated record